AUGCGGAGUGCCACCAAGCCCUGGAGCCCAGCCAUCAGAGCUGGGGGCCACGGAACCGACCGCACGCGACCCCUCCUUGCUUCUGCUUCCGGCAUGAAGAGUUCCAAGUCUUCAACCUCCUUGGCUUUUGAGUCCCGACUCAGCAAGCUCAAGAGAGCUAGUAGUGAGGACAUGCUCACCAAACCAGGAAGCGCCACCACAUCAGGAGUUGUUCGACUGAAAAAGACCAUGACAUCAGGAGCCAUCACGGAGCUGACUGAGAGCCGCUUACGGAGCAACCCAGGGACAGCUGCCACAACCAAACGGACAGGCAUCCCAGCUCCACGGGAACUUUCAGUAGCCAUCCCAAGAGAGAGAUCUGUGCCACGUGGCCCAUCCAACCCCAGAAAAUCAGUAUCCAGUCCAACUUCUUCCAGCACGCCUACCCCAACGAAACAGCCGAGGACCAUCUCAGCAAAAGCCAAACAAGAGAAUGAGGGUGCAGAGAAAGCGGUGCUUGAGUCUCACAUUAGGGAACUUCUGGCCGAAGCCAAAGCAAAGGACAGCGAAAUUAAUAGGCUUCGAAGCGAGCUAAAGAAAUGCAAAGAAAAGAGAGCUUUGAACACUGACGGACCUGGGGCUUUGGACCCAAGUGUAAAUGGACCCAUCCCAUCAGGUGACACGGAGCCUUUGAUCAAAGCUCUAGAGGAGAAGAACAAGAAUUUUCAGAAAGAACUUGCUGAUCUAGAGGAAGAAAACCGGUCCUUGAAGGAAAAACUCAGUUACCUUGAGUGUUCACCAAGCUCAGACGAAACAGCAAGUCACACUGCUGACAGCAGCUGCCCAACAUCUGUAACUCAAGAGCUAAGCUUCAGAAGCCAGAACCAGUUGUCAGGUGAAAUAGAGGAGUAUCAAAAAAAGGUACAAGAAAGUGCACUUAGGACAUCAGAUUCUUCAAGCAGCGAUGUUACCAAAGCUUCCUUGUCACCAGAUGCCUCUGAUUUUGAGCACAUAACAGCAGAUAGUCCCUCGAGACCGAUUUCUUCCGAUAGCAACCCCUUUAAGAGCCCAGAAUGUUCCACUGGUGGGAGCUCGUCUAACAGCAUUAGGGAAUUGUCUCUGGCUUCCCUUACUAAGAAGAUACAAAAGAUGGAAGAGAAUCACCACAGCACAGCAGAAGAGCUACAGGCUACUUUGCAAGAAUUGUCAGACCAGCAACAAAUGGUGCAGGAAUUGACAGCUGAAAAUGAGAAACUAGCAGAUGAGAAGACUAUUUUGGAGACAUCUUUCCAUCAGCAUCGAGAGAGGGCAGAGCAGUUAAGUCAAGAAAAUGAGAAGCUGAUAAACCUUUUACAAGAGCGAGCAAAGAACGAAGAACCCAAUGUCCAAGAAGGAAAAAUCCUCGAACUAGAACAGAAAUGUGCAGACAUCCUUGACCAGGGCCGCUUUGAAAGAGAGAAGCUGCUCAUCAUUCAGCAGCAGUUGACCUGCAGCCUGCGGAAGGUUGAGGAAGAAAACCAAGGAGCCUUAGAAAUGAUUAAACACCUGAAGGAAGAAAAUGAUAAACUGAAUGGGUUUCUAGAACUGGAACGACGUAAUAACAGUGUGAUGGCCAAAAGCUUGGAAGAAUGCCAGGUUACCUUGGAAGGGCUGAAGAUUGAAAAUGGAACUUUAAAGGCUCAACUAGAGAGUGAGAAACAGAGAGUGAAGGAGACACCAGGGGAAAUGGCAGGGGGCUGUGAAGUACAAGAAAUGUUGAAAGUAGCUCAUUCUGAGAAAGAGCAACUGGAAAUAUCUUGCACCGAACUCAAACAAGAACUACUAAAGGCAAAUGGCGAAAUUAAACGUGUGUCCAGUCUGCUAAUCAAGGUGGAAAAAGACUACUCUUACUUGAAGGAGAUAUGUGAUCAUCAAGCAGAACAGCUGAGCAGAACAAGCCUGCAGCUGCAAGAGAAAGCAUCAGAGAGCGACGCAGAGAUAAAGGACAUGAAGGAAACCAUCUUCGAGUUGGAAGAUCAGGUGGAACAGCAUCGAGCAGUCAAACUGCAUAAUAACCAGAUCAUUAGUGAACUAGAAAGUAACGUACUGAAGCUGGAGGAGCAGAAGUCAGACUUGGAGAGACAGCUGAAGACCCUGACGAAGCAGAUAAAGGAGGACACUGAGGAGUGGAGGCGGUUCCAGGCAGACCUGCAGACUGCGGUGGUGGUGGCCAACGACAUCAAGUGCGAGGCUCAGCAGGAGCUGCGCACAGUGAAGAGGAGACUGCUGGAGGAGGAGGAAAAGAACGUGAGGCUGCAGAGGGAGCUGGGCAGCCGGCAGAACCACAGCAGGUGGGCCGUAGGACACGCUUCAGAUCUACCUGUAAAUGAAGAAUCAGAGUGCUCCGAAGUGGACAGUGCUGGCCGGUGGCUUGGUGUCUAUGUUAGCAGAACGUCCCCAACACCUGCAGAAUCUGUAACCACUGUUAAGUCACUUAUCAAGUCAUUUGACUUGGGACAUCCAGGGGGAGUGGGGCAGAAUAUUUCUGUUCAUAAGGUCCCCCGGAGUCCCCUAAGUGGAAUUCCAGUGAGGACUGCUCCGGCGGCUGCUGUCUCUCCCAUCCAGAGACAUUCUGCAUACAGCAGUACACAGCCAGCCAGCAAAGGAAGCACUCAGCGCCUGGAUCUUCCAGACCUCCCUCUUACAGAUCUUCUUAAAGGAAGGGCUGAGGACCUGAAGCCAGACGUUUACCUCCGGAAGAGCCCCUCGCUUGAAUCACUGAGCCGGCCCUCUUCACUGGGCUUUGGUAAUGCAAGACUGCUGAGUUCUUCCACCAGGGCAUUGAAACCACAAAGCAAACUCAGUGUGGAAAGAAGAGACCCUCUUACUGCGUUGGCCCGGGAAUAUGGUGGCUCCAAGCGCAACGCUCUGCUGAAAUGGUGUCAGAAGAAGACAGAAGGUUAUGCGAACAUUGACAUCACCAAUUUCAGCAGCAGCUGGAGUGAUGGUUUAGCCUUUUGUGCCCUCCUUCAUACCUACCUGCCAGCCCAUAUCCCGUACCAGGAACUGAAGAGUCAGGAGAAAAAGAGAAAUCUUUUGUUGGCAUUUGAAGCAGCUCAAAGUGUAGGCAUCAAACCCAGCCUGGAGCUCAGCGAAAUACUCUACACGGACCGGCCAGACUGGCAGAGCGUGAUGCAGUAUGUGGCCCAGAUCUACAAGUACUUUGAGACGUGA
Messenger RNA from Elephantulus edwardii (Cape elephant shrew), 3192 nucleotides. RefSeq names its product sperm antigen with calponin homology and coiled-coil domains 1 (gene SPECC1). The transcript is spliced from 15 exons. Gene Ontology annotation, cellular component: microtubule organizing center; filamentous actin. Bases 1 to 3192 code for a protein of 1063 amino acids. Gene Ontology annotation, biological process: actin cytoskeleton organization. Gene Ontology annotation, molecular function: protein binding. NCBI's taxonomy places the organism in Eukaryota, Metazoa, Chordata, Mammalia, Macroscelidea, Macroscelididae. The record is from RefSeq and is a predicted model, not a curated record.